AGAAACCCGUGAAAGUAACGUUGCUUUAAUGUGAGAUAUUUAAACAUGACACCGAGCUGGAUGGUAGAUUAAGUGUUUCAUUAACCACAUGUUGGAGAAGAAUCUGCUUUCAUCUGCAUCUGUAUGUCGUUUGGAUCCUUUAUUAUGUCGAAUAACCGCAGAAUUUUGGCAGAUCCUUACAAAUCCCUGGGAUUCCGUUCACAUCAGUAUUAUAAACAGCUCUUUGUUACACAAUCAGACCUACAAUAAUGUUCUCCAAGAGGUUAUGGUUUGUGUUUAACUGCAGCAAAAGUGUUCUAAAUACUCAGAUUUAUUGGAAAGACCCAAGAAAGAAAAGUCACGCUGGCGUUAGUUAAAAAUCAGUUUCUGUAGAAUGUAAUGGUUGUGCUGCCACCUAGUGUUUACAGCCAGGGAUAACUGAUCUGAUCUAACACAUCUGAUUCACCAGAGCAGCUAAUUAACCCCCCAUCAUGAGUGGUGUGUCCUGCUGCAAUCCACCGCACAUUUACUGAACUUUACUUCUGAUAUUAACUUUGCUUCUGCUCGGAAAUCCAAUAAUACACGUGGAGGCUUGUCGUAACACAUCGGGUGCCAAAAUGAUUGAAUUUCAUGAGCUAAUUCCCUGCAUAUCAGGUGGGUUUAGCUGGUGAUUAGUUGACUUAUGUGGCCCUGAUGAGACAUCUGCGCUGUGAAGCGUGACAGUGAUGCCCCUGCACAUGUGUGAGGAGUAACUCGUCUUCUGUUACUAGUUAUAUUUGGAUCUCUAAUGUUCUGCUCUGCCAGCUUCAGGAAUGCUUGGGGUUGCUAUAAGGCUCUUCCUUCCCCUCUACUCUACUCAACUCUACUCUACUCUUCCCCCAGUCCCAGUGCCUGGACAGAGCAGUGUGCAGUAACACUGUCCACACUUCCUGACUUCACUGUCGUUGUUGUCCCUCUGAGCGAUGGAGGACAGACCUCUACAGGUGCUGCACCUGGAAACCGCGCCGUAUCCUGACCAGAGGCCCAGCACCGGCGGCCUCAGGAAAAGCGUCCGUGUUUUCCAGUAUAAAAGGAACUACUUACAAAACUUCAUCCAGAGUAUCUUCUCCUCCAUCGACCUGCGAGAACGUCAAGGCUGCACCAUGGUGGUGGGAGGAGACGGGCGUUACUUCAACACCACCGCCAUCCAGGUCAUAGUGCAGAUGGCUGCGGCCAACGGGCUUGUUUUGUCCUCCGUUCCUUACCUGUCUCAGGUCGGCCGCCUGCUGAUUGGUCAGAACGGCAUCAUGUCCACGCCGGCGGUGUCGAGCGUCAUCAGGAAGUUCAAAGCGAUCGGUGGGUUUGUUCUCACCGCCAGUCACAACCCUGGAGGACCGGAUGGGGAAUUUGGCAUCAAGUUCAACAUUGCUAAUGGAGGGCCUGCACCCACGGCUGUGACGGAUAAAAUCUUCCAGAUAAGCAGGAGUCUAGAGGAAUACGCCAUCUGCCCUGAACUCACGGUGGACCUGACAACACUCGGCAAGCAGAGUUUCGACCUGGAGAACAAAUUCAAACCCUUUACAGUUGAGAUUGUGGACCCGGUGGAAUCCUACGCCAACAUGCUGAGGAACAUCUUUGACUUUGCAGCACUGAAGGAGCUUCUGUCAGGCCAGAAUCACAUACGCAUCCGUUUAGACGCCAUGAACGGAGCGAUUGGCCCGUAUGUGAAAAAGAUCCUGUGUGAAGAGCUGGGUUCUCCUGCCAACUCGGCCAUUAACUGCAUCCCUCAGGAGGACUUCGGCGGUCGGCUUCCAGAUCCCAACCUGACCAACGCCGCAGAUCUGCUGGAGACCAUGAAGAGCGGCCAGUUUGACUUCGGAGCUGCGUUCGAUGGUGACGGUGACCGUAACAUGAUCUUGGGCAAAAAUGGCUUUUUCAUCAACCCCUCGGAUUCGGUUGCUGUUAUUGCGGCAAACAUCUUCUGCAUCCCUUACUUUCAGCACAUGGGGGUGCGAGGCUUCGCCAGGACAAUGUCCAGCAGCGCGGCACUCGACAAUGUGGCGAAAGCAACCAAGAUUCAACUGUAUGAAACUCCAACUGGGUGGAAGUUCUUCGGAAAGCUGAUGGACGCCGGUCGCCUUUCGCUGUGUGGAGAGGAGAACUUCGGCACAGGUGCGGAUCAUAUCCGUGAGAAGGACGGGCUUUGGGCCGUGCUCGCCUGGCUCUCCGUUCUUGCUUUUAGAAAACAGAGUGUUGAGGAAGUCAUGAUAGAUCACUGGAAAACCUACGGCAGGAACUACUAUACCAGGUAUGACUACGAGGACGUGGAGAUCGACGUCGCGGUGGACCUGAUGCUGGAUCUGGAGGUGAUCAUCACAGACAAGACCUUUGUGGGACAGAAGAUCACGGUAGGAGAGAAAACCUACGCAGUGGAGAAAGCAGAUAACUUUGAGUACAGCGACCCUGUAGACGGAAGCAUCACACGGAACCAGGGACUGCGGAUCCUGUUUAAAGGCGGCUCUCGUAUUAUUUUCCGUCUCAGUGGAACCGCGUCAGGAGCCACGAUACAUCUCUACGUGGACGGCUACGAGAAAGACGAAAACCAGCUAUUACACGACCCACAGGUGAAGUUAUCUGACCUGCUGAACAUCGCGCUCAACUUGUCUCAGCUGUGUGAAAGGACAAAGAGAUCCGCUCCUACUCUCAUUACAUAAUUAUAUAUCUGUGGGGUUUUUUUGUCUAACUUUUUUAAUAAAAAUCACUUUU
Tachysurus fulvidraco (yellow catfish) is the source of this 2724-nucleotide messenger RNA. RefSeq names its product phosphoglucomutase-1-like. The record is from RefSeq and is a predicted model, not a curated record. The coding region runs from base 942 to 2672 and encodes 576 amino acids. Gene Ontology annotation, molecular function: phosphoglucomutase activity; magnesium ion binding. NCBI's taxonomy places the organism in Eukaryota, Metazoa, Chordata, Actinopteri, Siluriformes, Bagridae. Gene Ontology annotation, cellular component: cytosol. The transcript is spliced from 11 exons. Gene Ontology annotation, biological process: carbohydrate metabolic process.